UUGCUGGGGCGGCAGCCAUGGCCACUGGGCAGGGUUUCCCGGAGAGCUCUGCCCGGCCGGGGCAUCCCAUACGGCUCCUCGGACCCCGGGCUUCCUAGGGCUGGAUUCUGGCUCCCCCUUUGUGUCCUCAUAUCGUUCCUAGCGGCCGCAGGGCCAGCUGCUGCCAAGAUCGAGACUAGCCUUAAUCCUCGCCUGUGCCCAGGGCCAGCGGCAGGGUUGGUUUGUUUAAGGGGCAGCGAGGUUAGCUACUUAGCUGUGUUACCGUGCCGCCUUGGAGAAGCAAGGAGAGGGAUGGGGACCCACUGCUGUUGAGGAGGCAGGCUUUGGAGCGACACAAAGCUCUUCUUGUGUGGGAACUUACCAACCGAGGUUAGGCCAGUAACCGGGAAAACGCAAGGCUGCAACAACUCUGCUAAUACCGCCUUCCCAUUGUGUACCAUCAGGAAAAAACUUCAAGGAAUGACACCGUGCGGGGAAGAACCUUUGUAUAUUAUAACAAAGAGAACACCUAUGAACCUAUACCUCCUGAAGCCAUUGAUAGUGAUUCAAAAGUUGGAUCAGAAUUAAUCAAUAUAACUACAAAUGUAUCAACACAAACAAUAUUCAUCUCUCAUGAUGCUGAGAGAUACCUGACUAGUCAAUGGUUGACUCGUUUUGUUCCUUCAGUUUACACAUUAGUGGUUAUGCUAAGUCUCCCUCUGAACAUUACAGCAAUAUUUGUAUUCCUGAUAAAAAUGAAAGUUAAAAAGCCAGCCAUAGUAUAUAUGCUGAAUUUGGCCUCAGCGGAUGUAUUGUUUGUAAGUGUGCUUCCUUUUAAGAUUGCAUACCAUUUUUCUGGAAACCACUGGGUUUUUGGACCUGAAAUGUGUCGUCUCAUCACUGCUGCAUUCUACUGUAACAUGUACUGUUCGAUAUUGCUGAUGACUGUUAUAAGCAUUGAUCGUUUCUUAGCUGUGGUGUAUCCUAUGCAGUCUCUCUCAUGGCGUACAUUAAUGCGUGCCUCCUUAAUCUGCUUUACCAUAUGGCUUAUAGCCAUAGUUGGUGUUAUACCCAUUCUUAUCACAGAGCAAACUGUGAAAAUACCUCAGUUAAACAUUACAACCUGCCAUGAUGUACUAGAAGAAUCUGAACUUAAGAGAUAUUACCGGAAUUUCUUCUCCAUUUUCUCAUCCAUUUUCUUUUUUGUGCCAUUAAUAAUUACUGCUGUUUGUUAUGUGUGUAUCAUCCAAUGUCUAAUCUCUUCUAAUAUUGUUGCAAAGCAAAGUAAGAAGACACGUGCUUUACUCUUGUCUGCAGCUGUUUUCUCUGUUUUUAUUAUUUGUUUUGGCCCAACAAAUAUCCUUUUAUUAAUUCAUUAUGUAUCUUUUUCUUACAACAACCAGUUAGAAUAUCUCUAUUUUGCUUAUCUCCUCUGUGUUUGUAUCAGCAGUGUAAGCUGCUGCAUUGAUCCUUUGAUUUAUUAUUAUGCCUCUUCUGAGUGUCAGAGGCAGGUUAGAAAUCUCUUUUGCUGUAAAAAGAGUCCUGAACCUAGUAGCAGCAGUGGUCAGUUAAUGGCUAGAACCAGCGGAAGGGAUACAUGCUCCAGUAAUCUGAGUAACAGUGUCUACAGGAAGUUGCUAACAUAAUGUUUUAUAAGCUUUGAAGAUUUUUAUACCACUCCAGUAAAAAAUAACUGUGCAAUUUUGGACAAAUUUGAAUUGAUAUAUUGUAGGGUAGAUUCAUUAUAGUAAUACAUCAUUCUAAACACAGCACAGGAAUCUAUGUAUUUCUUUGUGUAUAGAUGAAGUGUGAGGAAGCAAGUAGAAAUGUAAGGGUACAUCUACACUACAGAGGAAGAUUGAAGCUACUGCUGUUCAUCUUCCAGGGUUCGAAUUUGCUGGUCUAGUGAAGACACACUAAUUCGAACUGAGAGGGACACUCCAGUCAACGUCAGUAGUCCUGUUUCCACGAGGAGUAAAGGAAGUUGAAGGGAGACUCUGUUCCCUUCGACUUCCUACAGUGUGGACAGCGCCAAAGGUUAAGUUAAGCUACUUCGACUUCAGCUACACAAUUAACGUAGCUGAAGUUGCGUAUUUUAAUUCAACUUUGUCCUGUAGUGUGGACCUACCCCAAGAGGUUAACCAGUAAGCUGAUGCUUAUCUGUUUCUGUUAAUGGUUAAACUCUCAAGGGUCCCAGCUGCCUGACCCAUAACUUGGGCUCUGCUGCAGGCAGAAUCCAAUGUGCAUAGGGUCCUGGGAGCCAGGAUCCUGAGAGUGCAGGGGAGGGGGGAGGGAAGCCGGCGGGAGCCCAUCCCUUCCUACCCCUAGAUCCCAGGGUAAAUAUUGAUUUGUUACGUGGUUUUACACAUUUUUACAUCCCUAGAAGAAAUAUAAAGAACUUUUAUUAAAAGCUAUUGGCUAUUAUUUUAGUUAAAUACAGGUAAACACUUUUAAAUUUGCAAUUCAGUUUUUUGUAAAAUUCUGUAAAAAUAUUUCCUGUUUUAGGAUUUAAAAUCCUUUAAAAAAGUUUCUGUACCAUAAGUGAAAUAUAUCAAGUCAUCUCUCCAUUAGCUCAUGAAUUAAACGAAAAUUAUUUACCAGCC
This is a messenger RNA of Pelodiscus sinensis (Chinese soft-shelled turtle), 2582 nucleotides long. The record is from RefSeq and is a predicted model, not a curated record. NCBI's taxonomy places the organism in Eukaryota, Metazoa, Chordata, Testudines, Trionychidae.